Molecule: messenger RNA, 2362 nt
Organism: Xiphophorus maculatus (southern platyfish)
Lineage: Eukaryota; Metazoa; Chordata; Actinopteri; Cyprinodontiformes; Poeciliidae
Exons: 4
Coding region: 146-871 (241 amino acids)
Biological process (GO): positive regulation of MAPK cascade; positive regulation of cell population proliferation
Cellular component (GO): cytoplasm
Molecular function (GO): growth factor activity; cytokine activity
Source: RefSeq, a predicted model, not a curated record
UCGAUCCAGUCUUGUGGUUUUUUACUUUGAAUCACAACCACAUCACUUCUGGGUAAAAGAGAAGAGAGGAAAUCUAAGAUGUGCUGCUGGCUGAUGCAGCGUUGCACACACCUGUCUGUGCAGCUGUGUGUACGACCACAGCUGGAUGACAGUCAGUCAGUUGGACUGGAUUUGGUGGAUUCUUUUGAAGGAGAACCAUUUCUUUGUUGUCACAAACGAGGCUUCAAUGAAACCAGACCAGUUUUCCGUGGCUCAUUGUGUGCGCCUCUCUCCUGUCUCUGCAGUUCUUCCUGAGACUUCCUCGUUCCUGUUCCACCUGCUGCUUCUGACUGAGCUGUUAGUCCGAUCUUCAUCUCUUCCCAUCCGCAGCUCCUCCCACUGUGGAUUUUUUGGAUCGAUGAUCCAUCAGGUGGAAAGUUUGAUGAAUUUAUCGAGAAAAAUCCAUCAGCUGAGAACAGAAGACCUCGAACACUUUGAAGAUGCCAAAUUCAGUCUGGAUAGCCUUCCUGACUUGUAUCACACUGCUGGCCAUCUUAAGUCAUUGAAGGUUAAUGAAUCCUUCACUCAGAUGUAUGGAUACACUCAGUCCUUCAAACUGCAUAUCGACUGGUUGAAGGUUGCUAAAGAAAAUGUCAGUUUGCCUUUCCAGACAGAAGAGGGCGCCAGCUCUCAUCUUCUGCAGUUGUCCAACCUCAUUGAAAAAUGUUUUCAUCCGCAAAACAAUGAGGCUCUUCCGUCAACGGCACCCAACCUUCCUGUUGUCUCCAACGCCUUUGAUGCCCUUGUGUACUCUGUAGAAAUUUCUGACAGGUUAAAAGUUUUCUGUGUGUGGUCAAAAAGAGUCUUACGGUACUUCCAGAAGCAUUCUUAAAAAAAGGUCUUGCAGCCUUUUCGGAGGCAGUCCUGCUAUUCUAGACAGUGUAAGCCUUAAAGGGCAUUAAAACAUCUUCCACAAAAAAACCACUGCUAACUCCAGAAUGUUUUUAAGCAAUAUUAUGUCAUGUUAGUGGACUACCUCAAGAUGGCAGCAUUAGGUAAUCUGCUGUGGUGGUUCUGACCCAAACAUCUCAGCUACAACCCACUGGAUUACUAUGAAAGCUUAAAUAAGGAUAAAAAUACUUUUUAUUAAUUUUAUUAUCCACUUUUUUCUAAGCCCAGCUGUAGUUUAGAAAUGUGAUUUUCCAAAAGAUUCCCCAUAUUGACAAGACUGUAAAAACUAAGAAAACUUAACGUUUUAUGCAUUUUUUCUGCAAAAAUGUCAGUUUGCUUGGUUUUAUCAACAGAAGUGAAAUGGUGAGAAUAAGGAACCAGUCUGGCAGCUUCAUUCACUCUAGACAUGAUUUUGGUUUGCAUUUGAUUAAAGUAUUUAAAUGAUAUUUUCUAAAUGAUUUAAGAAUAAUUUUACCAUGCUUAAUGAAAAGCUACUCUCACUGCAUUAUGACAAUUUUAGUUCAUAUACAUAAUUGACAUAUUAGGUUUCAAUCAUCACAGAGGACUGAAAAAAGUUUUUUUUUUUUUUGCAUUUUUGCCUUUUAUCCAUAUGUGAAAAGUAUUUUUAGAUAAAAAGUUUUAGAAAUAGAUAAACUGAGAAGAUACAGAAAUUAUAGUCUAUUUUUCUUAGACCGUUUUGCAUAUAUCUAAAUAUCACCCACUGGAAACAAACAAAUAUGCCCAAUUUCUUAUUAUUUUUCCUGCGCUUCUGCCAUCAUUAUGCAUCAGCUGUGCUGUGAUUAAUAAUCAAUAACAAAAGGUUUAAAAAGGUUGCUUUCAGUUAUUUUACCAGAAUUUCCAGCAUUGCUCAGACUGUUCUUUGCUUGAAUGUAUUUCUUUUGCUGGUAUCAACAUCACUAACCAUGAGUGUGGCAUGACUGUUUCACCAUCUGAUUGAAUGUUUGCCAAAUGGAAAGAAAUGUCUGUUUAAGAAAUGUAUGAUGAAUAGUGUUGAUGCAUAAAUCUAUGCAAAGGGCUUCUUAAUGCUAGUAGUAUCAGAACCAUCUCCAUUUGAUGUGACUGAGAUCAGUGGUGCGUUGUUUACAAAGUAUUUUUUUGAACAGGUUGUCAUAUGAAUUUCUUUUAAAGGAAAGCAGAAUGUAGGUUUAUCUUGUAGGCUUGAGGAAAUGUAUAUUUUUCUUUUACAUGUAGCCAUUUGAACUGUACUCAUGCACUGUGCCGAGGUAGUGUCACCUUCGACCUUUACUCCCACUGAGACUGUUUACACUCACAGUGCCUGCCAGGUGUUGAUCAGAAUGAUGAACCGAGUGAUACGAAAUAUGGAUUCUGUAAGAACUCUUGUGUUAUAUUUUUUUAACCUAUUUAGAAUGCUAUUUAUCAGUUUUUAUAUUUUGUAUUUCAGCUUUGAGAU